Messenger RNA from Coniosporium apollinis CBS 100218, 1959 nucleotides. RefSeq lists its product as uncharacterized. Lineage: Eukaryota; Fungi; Ascomycota; Dothideomycetes. Bases 1 to 1959 code for a protein of 652 amino acids. Gene Ontology annotation, biological process: homocysteine metabolic process. The record is from RefSeq and is a predicted model, not a curated record. Gene Ontology annotation, cellular component: cytosol. The transcript is spliced from 2 exons. Gene Ontology annotation, molecular function: FMN binding; flavin adenine dinucleotide binding; [methionine synthase] reductase (NADPH) activity.
AUGUUAAGGCAUUACUCGCAUCAGCACGCCGCUGCCACACCGGCCACUCAGCUGGCUGACCCGAUCCCUCACGAGCCGGUCGGCGUACCCACAUACAGCAUCUCACCCCCAAAUCAAAGCACAAUUUCCAGCGGAUCACCGCGGUCAUCGGGCGAGUCGCUAGCAUGGUCCGACACUGCAAGCGAGUCGUCUGCUCCCCAGACACCACCGAGCGAACCUGAAGCCGAGGUCGAUGAUCUGGUCGAAAAGUUGCGAAACCUGCCGGCCGCGGCGGUAGACUUUACUGGCAAUUCGAACAAGAGGCCACGCCGGGCAUCUACAACCCUCAUCGCCCAGAACUCGGAGGAUAUCAGACGGAUACUGGGCGAUUCUGCGACCGGCACCCAGCUGAUCAAGAACUGCUGUGGUGGAGGCUGCUGCUUGGUUGAGACCGUCCAACCGGAUCGAGAAGCCCCAGGACUCGUGCCCGUCGUCCUUCCAGACAAUGAAGCCUUCCGAAGCCUGAAGCUCAAGUUAAUACCGCUCAGCUUGAACACGGAGCUCACGAAUGUACCUGAAUUGCCUCCUGUCAAGGUGUCUUUCGAAGGUGUCCCCGCAUCAGAGCCGAAGCACACUACGGCUGUUUUCAAGGAGCCUCCUGCUUUCGUCCAGCCCCAUCCUCCGUAUAGCGUCUUCUCUGCGCCGGUACACCAUGCGAGAGAGUUGACCAAGCCGGGUGCCGAGAAGAGGACGUACCAUUUCGACCUGGACGUGACGGAUUAUCCGGAUGAAGGCGGCGUUGACUUCAAGGUUGGCGGCGCAAUCGGCAUCUGCCCGCCAAACGACCAGGUGCUGGUGGACGACAUUUUCGACAUGCUGGGCGUUCCCUCGUUUGUUAGGGACAAGCCGGUGUUGAUGAAGACAGCGAACGGACGCUGGCCAACCAUCUGGGGAGACGAGAAGCCGAGGGAGCUAGUCACGACCCGCAGAGAGAUUCUCACAUGGUGUUCGGACAUCCAAAGUCGUCCGCCUACCAAGCAGCUGCUUCGGGUUCUGGCCGAAUAUGCAAGCGCCGAGAAUGAGAGGAAGAUCCUUACAUACCUCACAUCCGCCCAGGGGCAAGCCGCUUUCUGCGACCUCCGCACCGGCCCCCAUCUCACCGUCAACCAGCUCCUCCACGCCUUCCCCUCCUCCAAGCCGCCGCUCCCGGCCCUCCUCUCCGUCCUCGAACAGCUAAUGCCACGCUUCUACUCCCUCUCCAACGACCCGCACGUCUCUUCGGCGCGCCACGGUCUUCAAGCCGGCCGCCGCCUCAUCGAAGUCGCCGUCUCCGUGCAUGAAACCGCAGACUGGCGGCACGGCAACCAGCCACGCACGGGCGUCGGCUCCGGCUACCUCGAGCGCAUCGCGCGCACCUUCAUCGAGGCAGAACAGUCCGGCAUCACGGCCCCGCACCAGGUGCUGGAUCUCCGGGUAUCGAUGUUCCGCGGGCUGAUGGCGAACCCACUGUCCCGAGAGUUCGGCGGCGAUGGGCCAAUGAUGCUGAUUGGAGCCGGUGUCGGCAUGGCGCCGUUCCGGGGCUUCAUUUUGAACAGGCUGCGCAAUGCGAACUGCGCGAACAAGAUCUGGCUCGUGCAGGGGGUCAGGGAUAGUCUGCUGGACGAGAUCUACUCCGGCGAGCUGGGCGCCCAUGAGAAGAGCAUCAAGAAGGUCGUUCAGAGCCGCAAGGCGAACAAGAUCAAGGGCGAUGCGAAGUAUGUACAGGACGAGGUUAGGCAUCAGGCUGACGUUGUCUGGUUCGUCAUCAACGCUGUCGAUGGGCGCAUCUUUGUGUGUGGGAGUAGUAAGGGCAUGGGCGAGGGCGUGGAGAGCGCACUGGUCGAUGUGGCGAUGGAGAAGGCGGGGCUGAGUAGGGAGGAGGCGGAGGACUUUUGGAAGAAGAAGAAGGAGGAUAAUCAGUAUAUUGCUGAGACGUGGUAG